This is a messenger RNA of Cryptomeria japonica (Japanese cedar), 1231 nucleotides long. Its product is annotated as flavonol synthase/flavanone 3-hydroxylase. Lineage: Eukaryota; Viridiplantae; Streptophyta; Pinopsida; Cupressales; Cupressaceae. The record is from RefSeq and is a predicted model, not a curated record. The coding region runs from base 19 to 1029 and encodes 336 amino acids. The transcript has 3 exons.
GCCACCACACGAGAUAGAAUGGCGGCUGUUAGAGUGCAAUCCCUGGCGGGAAGUGGGGUGGAGAGCAUACCAGAUGAGUUCAUAAGGCCACCACACGAGAGACCUGGUGCCAACAUAGAUGGCCCUUCUGUGCAAGUUCCACUCAUAGAUAUGGCUAAUUUAAGUCACCAGGGCCUCCGUGAAAAGACCAUAGAAGACAUAGGAAGUGCUGCUAGUGAAUGGGGUCUUUUCCAGGUGGUCAAUCACGGAAUUUUGGAAGAACUCAUUCAACGUCUUCAAGGCGUUGGAAAGGAGUUCUUCGAUCUUCCGCAGGAAGAAAAGGAGAGCUAUUCUAACAAUGCUGCUGCGGGUAUUUUGGAGGGUUAUGGUACCCGGCUGGCCCAUAAUAUUGAUGGAAAGCUUGAGUGGAUUGAUUACUUUUUCCAUGUUUUGUGGCCUCCUUCCAGACGUGACUUCAAAACCUGGCCUCGCCAUCCUUCCUCUUACAUAGAGGUGAAUGAUGAAUAUGCUAAAUCACUUUUGGAAGUGGUGAAUAAGUUGCUUAUAGUCUUGUCUCUCUAUCUUGGUGUGGAAGAACACACCAUGAAAGAGGAACUUGGUGGUGAGGAUUUGGAGAUGGAGAUGAAAAUAAAUUACUACCCACCAUGCCCCCAACCAGAACUUGCAUUGGGAGUAGAACCUCAUACUGACAUGAGUUCGUUGACUGUUCUAGUGCCUAAUGAAGUUCCUGGGUUACAAGUUUACAAAGAUGGUCAUUGGGUUGGCGUAGAUUAUGUUCCUAAUGCUAUCAUCGUCCACAUUGGAGAUCAAUUGGAGGUUUUGAGCAAUGGAAAGUACAAGAGUGUUUUACAUCGCAGUGUGGUGAGUAAAGACAAAGUGAGAAUGUCGUGGCCUGUAUUUUGUACUCCUCCAACAAAUAAAGUUAUUGGCCCCAUAAAAGAGCUCAUUGAUGAAAAAAAUCCUCCUUUGUAUAAUGCCAAGACUUACGCAGAGUUUAAGCAUCGUAAGAUCAACAAGUUGAAGCAAUGAAUUUAAAAGCACAACAAGCUAGAUCCGCAAAAUAAUUAGCUAUGCUUAAAAUUAAGUGAGUCUAAUUUGCAUUAAUAAUUAUAUCAAAGAUAGUUAAGCUAGAUGAAGUUUUUAAUUUGUGGUAUCAUCAUCUAAUAUGAUGUUUAAUGUAUAAAUAAAAAUGAUGAUCCUAAUAAGAAUGUGUUUUAUUCAUGUUCAAGUA